CGUGACCCCGGCCCGCUGCAGACAUGCCCGGAGGUCAGUACCAGGUGAUGAGCGCCCGGCUGCACCACAGCCUGUACAGCCUGACCGACAGCUCUGAGGCCGGCCCCGACGACGAGGACGGCGACGGCCCGCCGCCCCUCAGCCCGCUGCAGAAGCUCACCACCGACAUGUGCAAAGACGAGAAGACCAUCAAGGAGCUGAUCAUCGGCCGCAGGGUGGGCUUCUACAAGGUCCGGGGCGAGAUCGGCUACGGCACCUUCUCCAGGGUCAAGCUGGCUUUUCACGCUCUCACCAGAGACAAAGUGGCCCUGAAGAUCCUGGACCGGACCCGGAUGGACCCGCAGGCGCAGCGCCUGCUGUCCAGGGAGAUCGGCAGCAUGGAGGCGCUGCAGCACCCCAACGUGGUGCGGCUGUACGAGGUGGUGGAGACGCCCUGCCGCCUGUACCUGGUGCUGGAGUACGCCGGCGGCGGCGACCUCCACAACCGCAUCUGCAGCGAGGGCAAGCUGUGCGACACCGCCUGCAAGAUCACCUUCGCCCAGAUCCUGGCCGCCAUCAAGUACAUGCACGGCAUCAACAUCAUCCACCGCGACCUGAAGGCGGAGAACAUCCUGUUCACCUGCAGCGGCUGCGUCAAGGUGGCCGACUUCGGCUUCAGCACGCAGGUGUCGAACCGCAGCGCGGCGCUGGACACGUUCUGCGGCUCGCCGCCGUACGCCGCCCCGGAGCUCUUCCGGGACGAGUGCUACCUGGGCCCGCAGGUGGACGUGUGGGCCAUGGGCGUGCUGCUGUUCUUCAUGGUGACCGGCACCAUGCCGUUCCGCGCCGAGACCAUGGGCAAGCUGCGGCGCUGCAUCAUGGACUGCGCCUACAGCGUGCCGCCCUGGGUGCCGGGCCCCUGCCAGCGGCUGAUCCGCGGCAUCCUGAAGGCGGCGCCGGCCGAGCGCUGCGCCGUGGACCAGAUGCUGGGCUGCGACUGGCUGCUGCCGGUGGAGUUCCCCUGGUCGCCGCUGGCCGCCCGGCCGCUCGGCCCCCUGCGGGGCCCGCCGGAGUCGGAGCGCGGCUCGCUGGAGGACGAGGAGGACGAGGAGCAGGAGGAGGAGGUGCGCGGCUCGCUGGAGGAGCUGGGCUUCACCGCCGAGCACCUGAGGAACAACCGGCUGCAGGACAGCCGCAGCCCGCUCACCGGCGUCUACCGCAUCCUGCUGCACCAGGCGCAGAAGAGGAGGGGCUGCGACUGCCUGCCGGUGGUCCGGGGCAUGGUGCGGGACCCCAAGAGGGAGGGGCUGCGGGCCUACCGGGGCCUCCGCCACACCUCCAAGUUCUGUGUGCUCUGCUGACG
Molecule: messenger RNA, 1342 nt
Organism: Salarias fasciatus (jewelled blenny)
Lineage: Eukaryota; Metazoa; Chordata; Actinopteri; Blenniiformes; Blenniidae
Gene: nim1kb
Product: NIM1 serine/threonine protein kinase
Exons: 3
Coding region: 24-1340 (438 amino acids)
Biological process (GO): intracellular signal transduction; microtubule cytoskeleton organization; protein phosphorylation
Cellular component (GO): cytoplasm
Molecular function (GO): tau-protein kinase activity; ATP binding
Source: RefSeq, a predicted model, not a curated record